AGCGGAAGAAGUGAAGAACAAAGGCGGAAGGUCGAAGACAGAGGAAGAAGAAGAUUUGCGUCGCGCCGUCGCCUCACAUAUACGCCGUCCAGCACUUCUCCAUCCACUAAUUUCACUUCAGUCUUCAGGGUUUUGGGCAAUUCGCUGCAGCAGUCUCUACCAGAUCGAAAAUGUCGAAGAAGAACAAUUUGGCUCUCCGUAGAAAGCAACACGAAUUCGAUCUCCAAAGAGAAAAGCAAGCGAAGGAACAGAAGGAGAAGAAGCUACAAGCCAAGAAGGACAAGAUGAAAGUGGAUGGGAAGAGCAAGAAGAAGGGCGGCAGUAAAUUCAAAGUUGGGAAGAAGAAGUUGAAGACGAAAUUGACGCCAUUGGCAAAAGCCAAAGCUGCACAAGCUAUGGAGGUUGACAAUUAGGAGCACUUGUAAAAUGGUUGUUUUUGUCGUUGUUGGUGGUAAGAGGUCUACAUACUCACAUUUAUCUUUGAAUCAUAAUUGGAUUGGAGUUAACUCAGCCUGCUAGCUUUUCACCUAU
This is a messenger RNA of Cuscuta campestris, 531 nucleotides long. The record is from the annotation of a GenBank genome assembly. Lineage: Eukaryota; Viridiplantae; Streptophyta; Magnoliopsida; Solanales; Convolvulaceae.